Hypanus sabinus (Atlantic stingray) is the source of this 2461-nucleotide messenger RNA. RefSeq names its product meprin A subunit alpha-like. NCBI's taxonomy places the organism in Eukaryota, Metazoa, Chordata, Chondrichthyes, Myliobatiformes, Dasyatidae. Gene Ontology annotation, molecular function: metalloendopeptidase activity; protein binding; zinc ion binding. Gene Ontology annotation, biological process: proteolysis. Gene Ontology annotation, cellular component: membrane. The transcript has 14 exons. Bases 74 to 1639 code for a protein of 521 amino acids. The record is from RefSeq and is a predicted model, not a curated record.
AUAUUGAAAACUGCAUUUUAAUGUGUCCAUAUAACUCAACCGCCAGACAACUAACACAUUUGCUGUCUGCAAAAUGAACACUACUGGAUUCUUAACCUUUUGUUUAGUAGUUUUGUUUGCAAAUUGUGACACUUUGCUGAUCAAAGAGGUUCCUUCUAAAAAUGAAUAUGAAGCAGAUGCUGAGGAUUUGAGAGAGGACAUCCUACAAAUAAAUGAAAAAUCCCAGAGGUUUUUGUUUCAAGGAGACAUUGCAGUGGAUCAAAAACGGAAUGCCAUUACAGAUACAACAAUGAGAUGGACAUUCCCUAUUCCAUAUAUUCUGACGGAUAGCCUUGAGCUAAAUGCCAAGGGUGUCAUCUUACAUGCAUUUGAGCAGUAUCGUUUAAAGUCAUGUGUUGAUUUUAAACCGUAUGAAGGAGAGACAACUUUCCUAUCUUUCAAAAAGUUAGAUGGGUGCUGGUCUUAUGUUGGUGAUAAUCACAAUGGCCAAGAAUUGUCCAUUGGUGAAAGGUGUGACACAAAAGCUAUUGUUGAGCAUGAAAUUCUGCAUGCACUAGGAUUUUACCACGAGCAAUCAAGAACAGACCGUGAUGACUAUGUUAAUAUAUGGUGGGAUGAAAUUAUUCCUGGUAAAGAGCAUAAUUUUGUUGUGUAUGGUGAUGACUACAUUACUGACCAGAAUACUCCAUAUGAUUAUGAAUCUGUGAUGCAUUAUGAACCAUUCUCCUUCAACAAAAACGAUAGUGUGCCAACCAUCACUGCAAAGAUACCAGCGUUUAAUGACAUUAUUGGACAGCGAUUAGACUUCAGUGCUCUUGAUCUGCUAAGGUUAAAUCGAAUGUAUAAUUGCACUUCCACUCUCACAUUGUUGGACCAAUGUGCUUUUGAGGUCAAUAAUAUCUGUGGCAUGAUCCAGGGAGAACGGGAAGUUGCAGAUUGGGUUCAUGUGAAGAGCAGUCCUGGAAAUGAGGAUCAUACUACAAGUGGAAAAUGCAGAGAUGCUGGAUACUACAUGUACUUUGAUACUAAGAAUGGCAACACUGGUCAAAGUGCUAUUCUGGAGUCCAGGAUUCUGUAUCCCAGAAGGCAUGAGCAGUGUCUUCAGUUUUUCUAUAAGAUGACCGGCAGUCCAAUGGAUAAGCUCGUUAUAUGGAUGAAAAUGGAUGAUGGAACUGGAAAUGUUAGAAAACUAGUUAAAAUUCAUACAUUACAAGUGGAUGGCAGCCAUUCAUGGAACAUUGCUCAUGUGACCAUCCCUGCGACAGCCAAGUUCCGUUACGUUUUCCAAGGAGUAAUUGGUAACUCCAGUGACUCUUCAGGUGGUAUUUUCCUGGAUGAUGUCACGCUUACGGAGACCAAGUGUCCUCAUGGUGUCUGGCACCUGAGGAACUUCACCGAAAUGCUUCAAAACAAUUAUAGCAAGGACAUAUUGAGCCCAUGUUUCUGUAGCCCGGAAGGAUAUAGAUAUGGUUUAAAUUUAAAACCUCAUUCUCGUUAUGAAAAUUAUACAGGGAUCUUUUUCCACCUGUGCAGUGGUGAAAAUGAUGAUAUGCUUGAAUGGCCGGCUGGGAACAGACAAGCUAUCAUUUCAGUAAUGGACCAGCAUCCUGAUGUGAAACUUAGAAUGUCAUCUACUUGAAGCUUCACUACAAAUGGAAGUUUAGUUAUACAAGACAGAAAUGAUACAUUCUUUUGGGACAAGCCUACAUCAACUGGAUACUACGAUCAUGCAUGCGAUUGUUACCGGAGUGUCUCCAUGGGAUGGGCAGGAUUCAUAUCACACAAGCAGCUCCACCGCCGAAGUUUCUUAAAAGAUGAUGACCUCAUUAUUUUUAUUGAGUUCAAUGAUCUGACUCCACUGAUUUAUACAGAAGUGCCGAUCCAUCCUACAAGCUCUCCCUUAAGGCAUCGGCGAGCAGUGGAAGAGACUAGAUUCUCAGCAGGACGCCAGCCACACGGUCUCAGAGAGGAGUGCAGUCCUGGCUAUUGCCUGAAUGGUGGAAUAUGUGUUAUUGUGAAUGGGAAAGCAAGCUGCAGGUGUGCCUCAACUCAAAUACGUCAGCACUUUGGUGAUCGCUGUGAGAAAACACAGGUUCACGGCACUCUCCUGGGAGUCUUCGUUGGUGCAAUUGCAGGUGUGCUGGUGUUGACUAUUGCUGUUAUUAAUAUAAUUGCCAGAAAACAAAUUUAAAACCUAAAAGCAUUAUAAGGCCUUGAUCUUUUCCACUUAUUUACAAAUGUUUUAAAGUUUAGCAAGAACUUGCUGGAAAACAAUAAGUUUUGCUUUUUAUAGUAAUUCCAUGAAGUUUGAAUGUAUUUUGCAUCUAAUCACAUUAAACACUACUGUAUUCUCUAACUGUAGUAUUGAUCAUAAAAGGUAAUUGUGUUAAUUUGUUAAUCACACUGUGGUUUGUAGUGUUGUUUGUAGAUGCUUUAUAAUAAAUCAUUAUGCCUGUCUGCA